Mesorhabditis spiculigera is the source of this 285-nucleotide messenger RNA. Lineage: Eukaryota; Metazoa; Nematoda; Chromadorea; Rhabditida; Rhabditidae. The record is from the annotation of a GenBank genome assembly.
AUGACAAAUUCGGGAAAGAGCAUUGGUCGUAAAUUGGUCGUUUCCGGGCGACGCCAAGUCGUUACCGAAAACGGCGAGCUCUACCACGCGGAAAAUGCCGAAGCGGAGUUGGAAUCCACCCCAUUUCCGAGCGUCGUGCCCUCAUCGGAGAGUUCUGAAGAAAUCAUCCGAACUAAGCGCUCCCACACCCGCGAGCACUCACUGGCCCCAGCCAAGGAGAUUAACGAUGGCCAGCAGCUGACGGUGGGUUUUAUUAAUUUCGCGAAACGCAAAUGCAUACCGUGC